Molecule: messenger RNA, 3210 nt
Organism: Parathielavia appendiculata
Lineage: Eukaryota; Fungi; Ascomycota; Sordariomycetes; Sordariales; Chaetomiaceae
Product: glycoside hydrolase family 115 protein
Exons: 1
Coding region: 52-3141 (1029 amino acids)
Source: RefSeq, a predicted model, not a curated record
GGAGACAUAGACUACACACCAUUUCAGACAAAACAGGUGCUCACCGUCACCAUGAGAUGCCGCUUGGUCAAGGCUUGGGUUAUAGCCGCAAGCCUGCCAUUUCCCUGCCUGGCAUUACUCGAAGAAGCCUUCGUGUCGUUCGAGCCUGAUCCUGCCAUCUCGCAAAGGGGUAUUGACAUCGCCAACGCACCAAUUCUCAUUGCCCAAGAUGACUUCAUUGGCGUGCACAUCGCCGCUCGGAGUCUUGCCAACGAUCUCGAAACCAUCACGGGGGCUUCGAGGAGCAUCAGCAACGCGACACUCUCUGAUGUCACAACGACCAAGGAUCAGGACGUCUUCAUUGUCGCAGGGUCCGUGAACUCGUCUCUGAUCCGCGCCCUCUUAGCCGAAGGACAUCUUGACACUUCCGACAUUGAGGGCAAAUGGGAGACGUUUAAAACGACACUGGUGGAACUCCCUCGUCCGAGCAGCGGCCGAGCCUUGGUUAUUGCAGGCAGCGACAAAAGAGGCACCAUCUUCGGCAUUCACACUCUAGCCGAACAAUGCGGGCAAUCCCCCUGGCACUGGUUUGCCGACGUGCCAGCUCAAAAGCACGCACGGAUAUUUGCACUCAACAAGACCACCAUUCACGGAGAGCCCACUGUCAAGUACCGUGGCUUGUUCAUCAACGACGAGGAGCCAGCGCUCAACACCUGGUGGGCUCGUCGCCACAACGCGACACGCUAUCCCCUGAACACAGAGUUCUACGCUCAUGUAUUUGAUCUCAUCCUUCGCCUAAAGGCCAACUACCUCUGGCCUGCCAUGUGGAGUUCCUUCACGCCACCUCCGGGUAACAUCUUCUUCACAGAUGAUCCCGGCAACCAGCAACUCGCCGACGACUACGGCGUGGUCAUCUCGACUUCUCACCACGAGCCCAUGCAAAGAGCCACGAACGAAUGGAAUGUGACCCAAAUGGGGCCAUGGGACUGGUCGAAAAAUAAGGUCAACAUUACCAGGUUCAUGGACGAGGGCAUUGUGAGAGCAGGGAAGAACGAGUCCUACAUCACCAUCGGACUGAGAGGGCUGGGCGACGAGGCGGUCAAGGCCGACAACGCCAUCAAGCUUCUGGAGGACGUGAUUGAAGUCCAGAGAGGCAUCAUCAGGAAAUACCACGGAUCCGAGUCAGCUGUGAGCCAGGUCUGGGCCCUGUACAAAGAGGUGGCCUCGUACUACGACGCCGGCCUGCACCCGCCCGAGGAUAUCACCCUGCUAUUUCCGGACGACAACCAAGGCAACGUCUACCGAUUGCCUAGUAAGAACGAGACCGGGAGACAGGGCGGCACGGGAGUGUACUUUCACUUCGAGUACGUUGGGCUACCGAGGUCUUACAAGUGGCACAACACAAACAACCUGGCCAAGGUUUACAAGGAACUCUCCCACGCCCAUCUUCGCGGGGCGGAUCGGAUUUGGAUCAUGAACGUAGGCGAUCUGAAGCCGAUGGAACUACCCCUGAGUAUGGCCAUGGAUCUCGCCUGGAACGCGCCGAGCAUCAGCUUCGAAACCAUUCCUGCAUACCUCACCCACUACGCAGCACGAGAGUUUGGCGUGUCUCAUGCCAGUGAGAUUGCCGAAAUAUUGAUGGAACACUCCCGCCUCAUCGGUAUGCGAAGAUACGAGCAUCUCACUCCAGCGACCUACUCGACAGUGAAUUUUCACGAAGCGGAGCGGGUCCUGGCAAGGUGGCAGGCGCUUGCUGCUCGAGUACGCACUCUCACAUCUCUGGUCGAUUCCGACCUGCGUCCUGCCUUCUUCCAGCUGGUGAGCCAGCCCGUGCUGUCUGGCGCCGCGGUCCAUGCCGUGGUCAUCAACACGGCAUUCAACUACCGCUACGCCCUCGAGCGCCGCAACUCGGCAAACCUCUUGGCAUCACAGGUUCUUGACGAGUUCGAUGCUGCCUACGACUUGGUUGAAGAGUGGGACGCCAUGCUGGGGGGCAAAUGGGCGGAUAUGAUGUCGCAGGCCGUGUUCGACGCCGUCGAGCAGCCCAAGCGCUGGGCCAGCCCUGCCCGCGACAUUGUCGCCAACCUGUCGUAUGUCCAGCUCCGGCAAAACAUGCAAUUCUCGCUCGGAGACCUCGGGAUCUACGCCGAGGGUUCGUCCAGUCCAAUUCAACAGGGUCGAUGGGCGGAGUCUGUCGAUGCGUCGAUGCCGACAACGAGCUUUGCUCCGGUACUACCGCAGAUGGACCCGUACAGCCCGCAAGUGCGAACCGUUGACGUCUUCAUGCGUGGCGACUAUCGCGUGCCAAUACAUUGGGCGCUUGAUCCGCUCCCCGUUCCGUGGCUGUCCAUCUCGCCCUUGAACGGUACACUCAACAAGGAUCGCCCGGAUGAAAGGUUAAAUGUGACCAUUGACUGGCCGUCGGUCCCGGCAAACUUCAACUCUACCCUUCUUGUGGGAAUCCGCUCGACGCCCGCUCGGUACCCCUACUUUGACCAGAUCCAUAUCCCCGUGCUCAACGUCCGAGCCCCAGACACGUUCGAAGGUUUCCCCGAGUCAGCAGGGCACAUUUCAAUAGAGGCGCCGCACUUCUCUGAGAAGUCAACUCCAGGAGAGAGCAGUGACAACACAAACGUUAGUAGCCCCGUUGUUUUCACCCACAUACCCAACCUCGGAACGCGAAGCGAGUCCGGCUCCGUCGCCCUCCGCCCGUUCCUCGCCGCAAGGGACAGCAUCGAGCAGGCCAAGGCCGCAAAAGCGGUGUAUCCCAUCUUCCUCUUCAGCUCGUCCACCGACCUGACGGCAACAGUCUACAUCAACGGGGGGUUGGACACGGAUCCGGGCUUGAAGAUGGAAUUCUCUUUGACGCUGGACAAUAAUCCCGCAAACUUCACCAGGGUGCUGGGAGACUAUGUCGAUGUGCCGAGUGCCGGGGCCAUGCCGCCCGAGUGGUCGAACCAGGUGGCCGAUCAGGUUUGGACAAAGACGGUGAGAUUGGGGAGGGUGGAAGCGGGUGCGCAUGAGCUCAUGUGGAGGGUUAACUCACCAGAGGUAUAUAUUGAGAAGAUUGUGGUUGAUACAGGGGGGAAGGUUGCGGCGAGCUAUAUGGGACCGCCUGAAACGCCUCGAGUCCCCAAGAAACCCUCGCACAUGAUGGCCUAAACCACCAGACCUAUGUACCUAGACACCAUGUUUAGUUACAGCCGCAGCCAAAUUAUGUCAAUGCAGCAC